This is a messenger RNA of Chanos chanos (milkfish), 1758 nucleotides long. RefSeq names its product AT rich interactive domain 3C (BRIGHT-like) (gene arid3c). The transcript has 9 exons. NCBI's taxonomy places the organism in Eukaryota, Metazoa, Chordata, Actinopteri, Gonorynchiformes, Chanidae. Gene Ontology annotation, molecular function: DNA binding. Gene Ontology annotation, biological process: regulation of transcription by RNA polymerase II. Gene Ontology annotation, cellular component: nucleus. The coding region runs from base 1 to 1758 and encodes 585 amino acids. The record is from RefSeq and is a predicted model, not a curated record.
AUGGUUGACAACACAAGCAUAGCAACUAAAUCUGCUUUGCAAACCGCCUUCUCUUCAGCCAACAGCCUUCCGCUGCUGGUUCCCUCGUCUUCAACACACGGUCCGUUCUCAGGCGUUCAGUCGCAACAGUCUAGCGGCAGCGGAAUGAAAUUAGAGGCGGUUAUGGAAAACCUCCAGCGGCAGCAGGCUGCGCGCCUGGCGCUGGAGGAAAAACUUCGGCAAGCCGAAAAAGAAAAAGACCUCAGAUCCAUGGUGGAGUCUCAGUUCCAUCAGCAAGCCCUUGCCUUCCACCACUAUCAGGCAGCUGUUCGAGGCGCUCUCGCCGGAGGGGCUCCGAACACCUCUCCAGGAGCAGCAGGCUCCGCUGAGCGGCAGUUGAACCGCCUGGACCCCCGCAGGCUGGCAGAGCGAGUGGGCGACUCAGACAUCGAUGAUGAUGUAGACGCUGACCGCGGAUUGGAGGAUGAAGACCGGGAUCUGGACGAGGAAGACAGUGCGAAUGAAGGGGCUAUGGACGAUGAUGUGGAAGGACCCGUUUCCCAUUAUUUGCCCCGUCACUCAGUGCACUCCGGUGCGGGGCAGUCUCCAAAGAGUACACCGGUACACAUGCUGUCCAGAGUUCAGCCCCCAUACGGAGCACCUCGGCAGCCUGAAUCACUCGGCGGUCUGGCACCGCACGCGCAAUCGCAGCACCACGAGUGGACUUACGAGGAACAGUUUAAACAAUUGUAUGAGCUGGACGAUGAUGAGAAGAGAAAGGAGUUCCUGGACGAUCUUUUCUCGUUCAUGCAGAAGAGAGGAACUCCAGUGAAUCGGAUUCCAAUCAUGGCCAAGCAGGUGCUGGAUCUUUACACUCUCUACAAGCUGGUGACAGAAAAAGGCGGCUUAGUGGAGGUCAUCAAUAAGAAAAUAUGGCGCGAGAUCACGAAGGGCCUCAACCUGCCAACCUCCAUAACCAGUGCCGCUUUCACCCUCCGAACCCAGUAUAUGAAGUAUCUUUACCCAUACGAGUGUGAAAAACGUGGACUGAGCUCUCCCAGUGAGCUCCAGGCAGCUAUCGACAGUAACCGCCGUGAGGGACGCAGACAGAGCUACGGCUCCGCCCUUUUUAACUACUCCCCUGUGGCCACACCCACCCUCCUCUCCUCACCCAAACUCCAGAUGCCACACAUCGCCAUGCCAACGGCUAACGGCAACCACCUGGCCCAGACCCCUGUCAUCAAGAAAGAGGACUCCGUUCUCUCCAGCUGUCUGACCAAUCGUGUGGGGAUCCCCGUAUCGAUGGCGGGCCACCACGGAGCCGCGCAGGCAGCAGCAGCCAUGCAGGCGGCUGCGCUGGAGCAGCUGCGGGAGAAGCUGGAGGCCGGAGAGCCGCCAGAGAAGAAGAUGAUGCUGAUGGCGGAGGAGCAGCAGAGAAUCAUGCAGCAUGCACUACAGCAGAACCUCUUCGCCAUGGCAACCCAGCUUCCCAUGAGCAUCAAACUCAACAGCAGAGAUGAUAGACAGGAGACAGCAUUGAACCUGUCUACCAACGGCAUUAACAGCAUCAACAUGUCAAUAGAAAUAAAUGGAGUUGUCUACACAGGGGUGCUAUUUGCCCGUAAGCCAGCCAUAGCAGUGCUGCCCGGCGGCCAGCGGGGGAGUCAGCAUGGCACUCAGGGCAAGAUCAGCCCUGGGCACACUUCCCACACCCAACCAGCCUCAUCUUCAUCAUCCAGCUCCUCAUCCUCCGCACAAGGAAACGUUUCCUCCCCCUGA